AUGGAGUUCCAUAUGGACGACUUCAAAGUCUCAUACGAUGCCUCUGGCGCCAUCGUCAUGGACGUGUAUGCCAAGGACGUCCUCAUCAAACUGCACCACGACGGCGCCGCACGCAUCGUGCGGGUUCGCUCCGGCCGGUCGCUCCCCAUGACCCUUGUCAACGAGGAUCUUAUUGUGCCCAGGUUUGCAGACGCGCCUGAGGACGUUUCCUCGCAUCCGGCCACCUCACCUGUGGUCAAGAGCAAUGCGUUUACCGGUGCUGCCAAGAGGGCGUCGCCCGCUACGGACGACUACAUAUCCGAGGUGGAAGACGAAGAGGAGGUCGACGAGCUCGAUGACGAUACUAUCUCCAACACGGACUCCAGGACGUCGGUGGGCAAAGUCAGGUCGUCGGCGUCCAUCGAUCUGUCCAAGGCUGCCACUCGCACUCCUUCCCCCUUCCCCCCAGCCAAAACUACACCUGCCAAGAGCACUCCCGGAAGCGCGCACUCCUCCCUCCUCCCUCCUCCUCCUCCAGCAUGGCACUGGUCCUCGCCUGAGAGCAAGCUCCGCCGCCUCCAUCUUGUGGCCGAGAUCGAGGAGAAGAAGAAACGCCGCAACCAAGAGCUCAAGGCUAUCGAGCUGGCCAAGAGGCGCAAGCUUGCCGAGGCAGGUCGCAACAUGCGUCUCCGGGCGUUGAAGGAUAUUGAGGACCGCAAGGCUGCUUCUGCGGACCGGGCGGCGUCUACCCCGCCCAGGAUUAGUGGCGGUGUAACUAGCCCUCUGGCGGCCAUGUGGGCUAGCUCGCCCUUUCAGACAAGUGCAAAGCAUGGAGAGCGCUCCAAGGUGAUGGUCAAGAUGAAGUCGCUCUCCCCUCCCAAGGUUGUGGACGUCUUCUGCGCAAAGGACCUGGACCAGGACUCCGACGACUCCGACGACUCCGAAGACUCCGACGACCAUGACAUGGCUGUCGACUCGGACAGUGACGAGGAGGAGGCAGACGACGAGGGUGGCCGUGACGGUCGCAUUUCUUCCACCGCCAAGAAGGGCGACUCGCGUCCUGUAAAGUCCAUGUCCAAGAAAAAGGGCGCCACAAAGGGCAAGGCCAAGGCUCAGGCGAGGAGCAGCAAGUCCAAGUCCAAGUCCAAGUCUGGCAGUCACAGGAGCAAGCGCGAGCGCCGGAACUUUUAG
Molecule: messenger RNA, 1170 nt
Organism: Apiotrichum porosum
Lineage: Eukaryota; Fungi; Basidiomycota; Tremellomycetes; Trichosporonales; Trichosporonaceae
Exons: 1
Coding region: 1-1170 (389 amino acids)
Source: RefSeq, a predicted model, not a curated record